Doryrhamphus excisus (bluestripe pipefish) is the source of this 2325-nucleotide messenger RNA. RefSeq names its product zinc finger CCCH-type containing 10 (gene zc3h10). Gene Ontology annotation, molecular function: RNA binding; metal ion binding. Lineage: Eukaryota; Metazoa; Chordata; Actinopteri; Syngnathiformes; Syngnathidae. Gene Ontology annotation, biological process: regulation of RNA splicing. The record is from RefSeq and is a predicted model, not a curated record.
AUACACAUUUUCUGCCAGUAGGGGCAGAUGAGCACUUUACGAGAAAACAGCGAAGAAGAAUGUCUUCUUCGGUGGUUUUAAAAGGAACCUCUAGCAAUGUGUAAAAACAUCAUCGAGGCCCUUCAAGAAUAAUUAAACAACACCGGCGCGUUUUUUUUAAUCAAAGACAAGGACUUUUUGCUUCUGUUAGGGUGACGUGUUUUUGAGUGCCUUUGUGGAUUAUCGCCGUCUACCAUAUUUGUGCUCCUGACAGAGGAAGGCUGGAUCCGAGGGAAAGCGCAACUCAUGACUUCCAUUUGUACACAUGCAAACAGUCACCAGGAUACAGUAGCCCUCAUACACAUGAGUGCUGUUUUCUCCCCGAGCUGGGCCGAGCGCCAUGCCUGAUCGGGACGGCUCCUACCUGUCAGGUGGCGGUGGAAGUGGUGGUAAUCUGAGCGAGGAGGGAGGACCGGGCUCUGGUUGCACUGCAGAGGGCAGAGGAGGGUCAGGAGGGGGUGUUGGUGGCAAUCUGUCCGGCUCUGGGGGGAUGGGGGGCGGCGGGGCACUCGGCAACGGCAACAGUUGCGGGAACGGGAGCAGCGGAGUACAAGGUGCUGGGCUGGCGCUGGAUGGCGUCUGCAGAGACUUUAUUCGCAAUGUUUGCAAGAGAGGCAAGCGCUGUCGCUUCAAGCAUCCUGACUUUAAUGAAGUGCCUGACUUGGGGGUGCAGAAGAAUGAGUUCAUCUUCUGCCAUGAUCAUCAGAAUAAAGAGUGCCUGCGCUCCAACUGUCGAUUUGUGCAUGGAUCCAAAGAGGAUGAGGACUACUAUAAGAAAACAGGAGAGCUGCCCCUCAGACUGAGAGGAAAAGUUGCAGCACGGCUUGGCCUUUCCCCUAUGGAUCUUCCCCAUAGCAGAGGGGAGGUCCCAAUCUGCAGAGACUUCCUGAAGGGGGAAUGUCAGCGAGGAAAUAAGUGUAAAUUCCGCCAUGUCCAAAAGGACUAUGAAUAUGAACCUUCCAGGGUUUCCGGGGGUGGUGUGAUUGGGCCUGGUGCUGGUGGAAUGGUGAAUGCUGGAAAUGCUAUAGGUGGUGGAGGAGGAGGAACAUGUGGGGGGAUUCCAGGACUUGUCGGUGCAGGGGUUGGAAAUAACAUGAUUGGGAUGGGUUGCCCCAGUAUGGGCGGGUGCAGAGAUCCAGGCCUCUCGGGUGUCGGAAGUGUCGGUGCGGGAGGAAUGAGUGGCUGUCUGUCAAUAGGUCCUUCAGGACAGAGACGGUACGACAGGAGCUCCCUGACAGUGUACGACCCAUUGCUUGAGGGCGGGCUCUUUGAUUCCGGCUCUCUGGAGGGCUCACUGGACCAUGCCGCCCUCCAGAUCAAGAGACGGAGGUUAGAGGGGCUACGACUGGCUGAUGGAAGCGUCGGAGGCCACUAUGAGCUUGGUGUCCAGGCCACCUUGCCCACACGCCCUCUGGAGUACAGGUUUCUGGAGGAAGAGAACAACCUCCUGAGGAAGAGAGUGGAAGAAUUAAAGAAACAGGUGUCAAACCUUGUUGCCACAAACGAAGUUCUCCUGGAGCAGAACGCCCAGUUCCGCAGUCAGACCAAGGUGAUGGCGCUGUCCUCCACCCCGGCCCCCACUGAGCAGACCCUGGCAGCCCCUGUAGGUGCAGUCAGCUCCUACAACCACAGCAUCGCCCAGACUCACACCACCCUAAGCAGCACAGGACUGCAGCCUCGGCCGGUCACCCAGCAGGACCUUGUGGCGCCCACUGGCGCUCCUGCGGCCCCCCCGACCAACGCCGCUCCGCCAACAGCGCCUCCCCCUCACCUCAACCCGGAGAUCACGCCAUUGUCGGCCGCCUUGGCACAAACCAUUGCCCAGGGUAUGGCUCCACCAGUUUCUAUGGCGCCCGUGGCUGUGUCCGUGGCGCCAGUGGCUGUGUCAAUGACGCAGCCUCUGCCAGGCAUCACCAUGAGUCACGCCACCACGCCGAUGGUGUCGUACCCCAUUGCCAGUCAGAGCAUGAGGAUCACCACUUUGCCUCAUUAACUCUUUCUCAGAAGCUUCGGUACUGCCACAGUCUCCAUCUGUACCGUGUGAAGGAGGAUUUGGGCCACACUGGUAGUUGGACUUUUAUUUGAUGUCAUUUUUAAAUUGAGAAGAAAGUCAGAAUAAUACAAACGGAAGUAACUGGCUUUCCACUAAAUCAUUAUUUUGGGGAGAGGCGGUCCCAACAGUAUCAUAUUCUCUGAGGGAUACUGCGACGCACUUUGAAAAUCUCUGUUGUUGUUUUACCUGAUAGAAGCACUACACAGUGCCAUGACAAAGUAUUCACCCCAAUG